AUGGAGAAACCCGCAGGGUUGCACCAAAGACUGCGUGGGACCAUCACAUGUCUCCGCAUGCUUAAUGGGAGGCAAUCCACCGAAAAGCAGGCCAAGGCCGCGGUUGAAUCAGAUCGUAAUUACCACGGAUUGAAACAAUGGACGCUUAUUGCACAGCCAAGCCUGGGGGCUUACGCCGGAUCCUGGGUUCCCGCAGCCGACUGA
Messenger RNA from Penicillium robsamsonii, 204 nucleotides. RefSeq lists its product as uncharacterized. The record is from RefSeq and is a predicted model, not a curated record. NCBI's taxonomy places the organism in Eukaryota, Fungi, Ascomycota, Eurotiomycetes, Eurotiales, Aspergillaceae. The transcript has a single exon. The coding region runs from base 1 to 204 and encodes 67 amino acids.